AUGGCAACAACUUCAAGAUGGCAGUAUCUCGACAGGAUACGAACGGUCAAGGGCCCUUUCACCGAUGAAGCGUUCGAUGGGGCUGUCGUAGCCGAAACCAUGGACAUUAUGAAGAUUCUCGGGGCCGGCGGCCUUGGGUGCGAGAUACUGAAGGAUCUGGCCCUUUCAGGCUUCAAAGACAUACAUGUAAUCGACAUGGACACGAUCGAUAUCUCGAACCUGAAUCGACAGUUCCUCUUCCGAAAAGAUGACGUGGGCAAGUCAAAGGCAGAAUGCGCAGCGAGAUUCGUCGAACGAAGAGUUAAAGGAGUCAAGAUCACACCGCACAAUAAUCGCAUACAGGAUUUCGACGAGGACUUUUACAUGCAGUUCGCGAUCGUGGUCUGUGGCCUGGACAGUAUAGAAGCAAGGAGGUGGAUCAACGCAACAUUGAUCAACAUGGUGGAUGAGGAUAAUCCCGAUUCUCUCAAGCCGCUCAUAGAUGGAGGCACAGAAGGCUUCAAAGGUCAAUCGAGGGUCAUCUUCCCUACCGUGACGUCUUGCAUCGAAUGCCAGCUGGAUAUGUUCGCGCCGCGAGCAGCAGUACCCCUUUGCACACUCGCGACGAUACCUCGACAGCCUGAGCACUGCAUUGAGUGGGCACAUGUCAUUGCAUGGGACAAGGAGAAGCCUUUUCCUAAGUUAGACAAGGACGAUCCCGAGCAUAUCACCUGGUUGUUCCAGAAAGCUCUGAUUCGGGCGCAGGAGUUCAACAUCCCUGGUGUCACCUAUUCCCUUACUCAAGGCGUUGUCAAGAAUAUCAUCCCCGCCAUCGCCUCUACCAACGCUAUCAUCGCCGCCAGUUGUUGCAAUGAGGCGCUGAAGAUUGCAAGCUCUUGCGCCCCAUCCCUCGGCAUGGAGGAAAAUUACAUGAUGUACUCAGGCAACGACAGCAUUUACACAUACACUUUCAAACACGAGAAGAAAGACGAUUGUCCCGUCUGCGGAACCCUUGCACGGCCGCUGGAUGUGAGCCCCAAGUGGACUCUACAGGACCUGAUUGAUACGUUGGCAGAGCGGCCGGAGGCGCAGUUGAAGCGGCCAUCAAUCCGAGCGGAAGGCAAGACACUGUAUAUGCAGUCUCCCAAGAGCCUGGAAGAGCAGACGAGGCCGAACCUGGUCAAGACAUUGAUUGACUUGGGACUUGAGAGUGGCUGGGAGAUCUCUGUGACAGAUCCUGCAUUCGUGGCGACAUUCAGGUUCAUUAUCCGUUUCAAGCCAGCCUAGGACGCUCGCAUGAAGUCGGAAGAAAGGCGUAAGACGUCCGAGUCAGAGAAGCGAGAGAGGCCCACGUCCCCGGGGGCAGGGCCGCCUGAAGAUGGAAAGAGGAGAAAGGUAUCUCAAUUGCCAUGUCUGGGCGCGAUGCUGGAGUCAACCAACAUAGACGAUAAAUAGAUCGCCUUACGUUCUUC
Messenger RNA from Cryphonectria parasitica EP155, 1451 nucleotides. RefSeq lists its product as uncharacterized. Gene Ontology annotation, biological process: protein neddylation. Gene Ontology annotation, molecular function: NEDD8 activating enzyme activity. NCBI's taxonomy places the organism in Eukaryota, Fungi, Ascomycota, Sordariomycetes, Diaporthales, Cryphonectriaceae. Gene Ontology annotation, cellular component: cytoplasm; nucleus. The record is from RefSeq and is a predicted model, not a curated record. The transcript has 5 exons. The coding region runs from base 1 to 1266 and encodes 421 amino acids.